AUGGCAUGGGCGUUUCGGGCCUGUCCCAAGUCACCUGCAUGGAAAGGUCUAGCCCCACUAAUUCUCAUUUCCAGCUUUGUUCUACUCGCAUCAGGAACAGCAGGGCCCAAAGUUGUCUCGCUGCCGCUGUACAGAAAUGAAGGACGCUCGAUCGUGAAGCGGAAUUCUGCAAGUGUGCUGCUAGAUUACUCUCUUGACUCCUUCUGGUUGAAUGCUACUGUUGGAACCCCUCCGCAACCAGUCCAGCUCGUACUCGACACUGGAAGCAGUGAUGUUUGGGUUUUUGGACCAGGCUCGUGUGGCUCGGACCGGUGCUAUGGCCAUUAUUACGAUGAUUCCCAAUCAAGCACUGCCAGGUUGGUCGAUAAGGGUGGAUUCUAUUCAUCUUAUGGCGACGGUACGGAGGUUUGGGGGGACUAUAUCUCAGAUGACUUCCAAGUCAGUUCGAUCAAGAUCAAGGACUUGAAUUUCGCCGUUGCUACACGGGAGACAAUCGGUGAAAUGGGAAUCAUGGGGAUUGGCUUUGACACGAACGAGGCGAUCACGGAAACUGGAGCCAAGCCCUAUAAAAAUAUCAUCGACUUGAUGGUGGACCAAGGUCUUAUCAACUCUCGUGCAUACAGUCUCUGGCUCAACGAUCUUGAGUCUGGAAUAGGGAGUAUCUUGUUUGGUGGCUAUGACACCGGUAAAUUCAAGGGCAAUUUGAUCCCGAUCGCUAUCCAACCCGACGCACAAUCCGGCCAGAUCACAUCUAUGACCAUUCCAUGGACAUCGCUUUCUAUUACAGACCCCACUCAAGGCACUAUGACCCUGACUGCAAAUAGCUUUGCGCAGCCUGCAUUACUCGACUCGGGGACAACGCUCUCUUAUAUCCCUAGGGACUUAUAUGAUCAAGUCGCCUCGUUUGCGAACGUCUUUUACGCCGACGAUGGAACCGGUAUUGUCGAGUGUGAGGUCAUGCAGUCGUAUAGAGGCACUCUUAACUUUGAGUUCGAUGGUUCUAGUGGGCCAGUGAUUCCAGUGCCUUUCUCAGAGUUUUGCCCUCCCCUUUUGGACAUCUAUGGGAACCUCGUACCACUUUCAAACGGCUACACCGCAUGCAGCUUUGGAUUUGGGCCAGCUCAGGAUGAUGAACCAAUUAUACUAGGCGACACCUUCCUUCGCUCAGCAUACGUCGUGUACAAUCUAGACCGCCAGGAAAUCGCUAUUGCUCCGACCGUUUUUGAAAGCGACGAAUCUAAUAUCGUGGAAAUCGACGCCCCGGGAUCUUCUGGCGAACAAGUCUGGCAUCUUACUGGUGGGGUCACUGUCCAGCAGACGGCGACUGCUCAAGUAGAAGGGCCAGGCAUAUACCGUUCUAUGCCUGUCACCCAGCUACUUUCGUACACGCCGACGGCCACUGGUUACCACCUCAGCAGCUCUGGUUUCUCGCAACCCAGUGCUUCCUCCCAGCAAAGCGACCGUAGUCAGCCCACAGAAACAUUGCACGGCGCCGCUAGCUCUAUUAGGGCUCCUGGCUCGGGUACUUUGGUCAACCUUGUUAUUUCCAUCAUAUCCUUUUGCCUGGGAAGCGAGUUAAUGCUGGCGGCGUGA
Penicillium riverlandense is the source of this 1593-nucleotide messenger RNA. Its product is annotated as pepsin-like aspartic protease. Gene Ontology annotation, molecular function: aspartic-type endopeptidase activity. NCBI's taxonomy places the organism in Eukaryota, Fungi, Ascomycota, Eurotiomycetes, Eurotiales, Aspergillaceae. Bases 1 to 1593 code for a protein of 530 amino acids. The record is from RefSeq and is a predicted model, not a curated record. Gene Ontology annotation, biological process: proteolysis. The transcript is spliced from 3 exons.